Phyllostomus discolor (pale spear-nosed bat) is the source of this 5344-nucleotide messenger RNA. RefSeq names its product ETS variant transcription factor 3 (gene ETV3). The record is from RefSeq and is a predicted model, not a curated record. Gene Ontology annotation, cellular component: nucleus. Gene Ontology annotation, molecular function: sequence-specific DNA binding; DNA-binding transcription factor activity, RNA polymerase II-specific. Bases 206 to 1747 code for a protein of 513 amino acids. Gene Ontology annotation, biological process: cell differentiation; regulation of transcription by RNA polymerase II. The transcript has 5 exons. Lineage: Eukaryota; Metazoa; Chordata; Mammalia; Chiroptera; Phyllostomidae.
CCUCGGGCUGCUAGAGGGAGUGGAGACGCGGCUGGGAGACCUGCGGGAGGGCGUCACCUCCUCCCCGCCCUUUCGGGUGAGGAUGGAAGUGACGACAGCAGCCGAGGAGGUCACUUCCUGCUGGGGUGGAUGAGGAGGAGCCGGAGACGCAGCGGAGGAGACCGGACCGUAGACGGACCGUGCCGGGGAGAGCAGGAGGGUGAAAAUGAAAGCAGGCUGUAGCAUCGUGGAAAAGCCAGAAGGAGGUGGAGGGUAUCAGUUUCCUGAAUGGGCCUAUAAAACAGAAUCAUCCCCAGGCUCCCGGCAGAUCCAGCUGUGGCACUUCAUCCUGGAGCUGCUGCAGAAGGAAGAGUUCCGCCAUGUCAUUGCCUGGCAGCAGGGAGAGUACGGGGAGUUUGUCAUCAAAGAUCCAGAUGAGGUGGCUCGCCUCUGGGGCCGCAGGAAGUGCAAACCACAGAUGAAUUAUGACAAGCUGAGCCGGGCCCUUAGAUACUAUUACAACAAGAGGAUCCUUCAUAAAACAAAAGGAAAAAGAUUUACUUACAAAUUUAACUUCAACAAGUUGGUGACGCCCAACUACCCAUUCAUCAACAUUCGGUCAAGUGGUGUGGUUCCCCAGAGUGCACCACCAGUGCCAACAGCCUCUUCCCGGUUCCAUUUUCCACCUCUGGACACUCAUUCUCCAACUAGUGAUGUGCAGCCAGGGCGAUUCUCUGCUAGCUCCCUAACUGCUUCUGGCCAGGAGUUGAGUAAUGGCACUGAUAGAAAGGUGGAGCUUUCAGAGCUGGAGGAUGGCUCAGCCACUGACUGGCGCCGGGGUGUGGAUCUCAUGUCUUCCCGGAAUGCUGUCAGUGGAGGAGGGAUUGGCCAUCAGAAACGCAAGCCUGACAUCAUGCUCCCUCUAUUCAGUAGGCCGGGGAUCUACCCUGACCCCCACAGUCCCUUUCCUGUCUCUCCAGUCCCUGGCCGAGGAGGUGUCCUUAAUGUCCCCAUUUCACCAGCCCUCUCCCUGACUCCCACUAUCUUCUCCUAUAGCCCAUCACCAGGCCUGAGCCCUUUCACCAGCAGCAGUUGCUUUUCCUUCAACCCUGAGGAAAUGAAACACUACCUUCAUUCUCAAGCCUGUUCUGUAUUCAACUACCAUCUGAGUCCCCGGACAUUUCCCCGUUACCCAGGGCUCAUGAUUCCACCACUGCAGUGCCAAAUGCAUCCUGAGGAGUCAACCCAGUUUUCUAUCAAACUGCAGCCCCCACCAGUUGGGCGGAAGAACCGGGAAAGGGUAGAGAGCAAUGAGGACUCAGCACCUGUCACUGCUCCAGCCGUGGCUCCUGUCCCUCCAAGAAUUAAGGUAGAGCCAGCUUCUGAAAAUGAUUCUGAGAAUCUCAGGCAGUCAGCCCGAGAGAAGGAGGAAUGCUCUCAAGAAGAGGGCACUGUGCCAAGGAGGACCAUAGAAGAAGAAGAGAAAGGUACCAUCUUUGCCCGUCCAGCAGCACCACCUAUCUGGCCCUCUGUACCCAUUAGCACCCCAAGUGAAGAACCCCUAGAGGUGACUGCAGACAGUGAAGACAGGCUUGGCAAAGAGCCCAGUGCACCUGAGAAAAAAGAAGAUGCUCUGAUGCCCCCCAAGCUUCGAUUAAAGCGGCGCUGGAAUGACGACCCUGAAGCCCGAGAGCUGAGUAAGGAUGGCACGUUUCCCUGGAACGGGUCAGGACCACGGGGCUUGGCAACAGCAGCUGCUGAUGCUUAGAACUGGAAGUGGAUUGGGAGCUGUUUAUACUAUAAUCACAUACAUGUAUCAAUAUUUAUGUAGCAAGACUUCAGGGUGGGGGGAGGGAGGGAAUUAGACUGGUUUGAUCAUUCUAGGGGCAUAGACUUGUAUUUUAUGUUUUGGGGAUGGGAUGGGGCAUCUUCUGUUGUAAAUUAGGUGGGAUAUGAACACACUUUUUCCUGGUGAGUAGGAUACAAGAAGGGUAUGAACUGAAGGAGAAAGAGCCUCUAUUUCCUGUCGAGGCUAAUACUUUCUGACAAACUCCCAAAGGGCCAAGACACUGGUCCCAUGAUUGUUCAGGUUCCAGACUUCUUUCUUUUCUACUGUAUUUAUAUAUGAAAAGCCAUUAAUGACUUUAUUUUGCUCUGAGAGUUACAUAUAAAAGGGGAGAGGGUAUGGUUGGGAGGUUAAGCAAUGAGAAACCAUUAAUACUCAGUAUUUGCCUGAGGUGUUUCUUUAUAAUUUCAGGAGGAGAAUAAGAUAAUCACAGUCUUACUGGGGUGGAGGGUGGGGGUAUUCAGGUGUUGCUCUUUUAUUUUUCCUAUGUUGUUGUUUGGCAUUUUUUCUUUUUCCUCUAAAAAAUGUUUUCAGGAAACAUGAAACAUACUGCCAGUUAGAGGGAACUGGGAAGUAUGGCACUGAGCCUGGCCGCAUGGUUGAGACAGGAAGCUCUGCUGUGAAUCUUGGACUUUCGCCUACUUCACCUGUUACGAAGCCAUGAGGAGUUGUAAACUCUUAUUCAGGGAGGAAAGAAGAAGGCAGGAGGAAGUAACCCAAUGCCUUUAAAGACAAAACAAACACAAAAAUGACUUUUAUUUUUCCUUUUCCAUCAUGGGUUUGGGGACCCAAACCAGUGUGAUUGUAGCAAGGUCACUGAGAGGCAUGAUAAUGGUGAAGAUGUGUUUUUGUUGUGUGUGGUUCUCUUAAUCAUUUUCUUAAGGCAAGCCUUACCAAUGAACGUACUUCAACAUGAUACGGGUCUGUCAAAAGAAACCUGUAAAAGGGCAUGAUGAGCUUUUCAGAUAAUCUGAGAAUUUUGGAACAUGGUUAAAUUUUGGGCUACUAUUUAGUCAUCCUCUCUUGAUGUUAUUGGGUUGGAUAGCAAAAAGGCAGGAUUAUGAGAGUUAAGGACAGAUGAUACCUGGAAAUACAGAAGGUAGCUGGGAGUACAAGUGGAUGUUUGUUGAACCUGAAGGAAUAGAUAGGCAAAACAGAAGGCAACCAGAUGCCAAAAAGCCUGGUAUGAAUGCAAGUUGGUGUCCUGUUGUGGCACUGCCAUUUUUGCUAUACCCAUUUCCCAAGCUUGUCCUAAUAUUCGUGAUCAAUUGGCUAUCCUGUGUGAGAUUCCAGUUUACAGACAAUGAAUUGUUUUUUCAUGGGAAAUAUCCUUCCAUCAACUUAAGGGGGAUCGGAAAGUAUUGAUCUUCUGUAAAGGAAAAGAAACCUAGACUAGGGGCAGAGAGAGAAGCCACAGCCAACUCUGUAUGUGUGUGCACAUGUAACUUUGUAGUGUGUGGAAAAACUAACUGUGGCUCAGAUCCACCUGGUAUUGGGGCAACAGAGAGAGAAAUAACUACAUACCUGAUGGUGCAGAGUGGGCACAGGGAUGUUGUCUAGGGAUGGAGAAAUUCCUGAGCCUAAGUGAACUGUAUAUACUAAGUAGCAUUGGAGGGUUGUCUUUAAAUGUUGGGGAUGGGUGUUCUUUUUUAAACUGGAGAACAUGCAUGAGACACAGGCUCAAGAAAGGUUAGAACAGGUGAGUUGUGAGAUGGCUUGGAGUGACACGAGUCCAUCAUGCAGGAUUGGUUUUUGGGUUUUUUUGUUGGCUUUUGUGUUUUGUUUUUUUGUGGGGUGGGGCAACUGUUCUCCCCUUGUUUAAUUCAAAUUCCACGAGUGACUUGUCCUUCCCUGGGAAAGGGACUGACAGAGCCAUCUGUAAGGACUCAGGCUUUGGUCAGGCUGCAAAGGGCUCCCUGUUCAGGCUGACUUUGGUUGGUUAUGUUUUUGUCAGUUCCUUUCUCUGAACCUCGACUUACCUCGAAUCAGAAAGCAAGUCCGGGCAUGUGGAGGAGGUAUCUCUUGUCAUUGCCCGAUCUAACCAGGGAGGCUGGCUGGCUACCCUCUCUGUCCACUAAAGGCGGGGGCCAGCAGGUAUCGGUAUUAACUCAGGAAUAGAAACAUGAGGCCUUUAAAAUACGAGGGAGAGAAAUCCAUGAUGCAUACCUGUAACCCCCCUACAACCCAAGUGCCAGAAUUAAUUCCUAGAUGCUGCUUCUGUUUAAACAAAAAGUCACUGCUUUUACACUUGAAAAAAGCACUCAAAAAGGUUCAGCUCCAUGAAAAUGGUUCUUGGCUUUAAAAAAAUUGAUGUUAAACUGUUUCCUUUGAUUGCCAUUCCACCAGUAAAUUGUUGGUCAGUUUGCACUGCACACUGGGGUUGAGGUGGAGGGGAAGGAAGGGUCCUUGUACAAAGCUGACUUUGGGCUUGCUCAGAAAGUGAACCAGGAAAUGUGAAGGUAGGUCAUUCCUGGGGUGAAGGGGUAGGAGAUAGUCUUUCUCCCCCCAGCCUGCUCCUGGCAGCACCUGUCACCAGCCUGGCACUAAUUAAUGUAGUUUUUUCUCUUCUGUGAGCAUCUUAUCACUAUCCAGCAGCAGGUAGGAAAAAGGGGGACAAAACCAGACCUAUUUUGUCUCCCCCAGUUUUCCCAAAUUUUGAUGUGCCAAAUGUUUAAAACUUUACAAAUAUAGAUCUUGAAAUUAUAUUAAAAACUUGUUCAUGCAAAGUUUGCUUUUUUGACUAUUGAAAAUAGUAGAGGUCAAUAUAAAAGGCAUCCAGCCUUACUGAGCUGCUUUUUUUUUUUUUUUUUAAAGAGAAUGGCUGUGAGUGAAGAAAUAUAAACAAUUUACCAGUCCCUUCACCUUCACCCCUGGUUUUUGAGCUGCACUGCAUUAAACCCAACUCACUAAUAUGGGCAGUUACUGCGCCCUAGUCCUCCAUGGGCCAAGAAGCUUUCAGCAGCAUUAAAAAUGAAGUAUUUCACUUCUCACCAAGCAGGUAGUGAGAGUUGACUAUUUGUUCCUUUUUUAUUUAUUCCAUAAUUAUGUUUGUGCUUUUUGUUUUAUAAAGAGUAAUGGAAUUUUAAUUUUGUUAAAAAGAAGAACUUUGAUCCAGUCUUUUCAAGAACUGUUCCAUUUUCAGUUUCUUGUGGAGGAAAAAAAAUCACCAUUUAAUUUGUUUUGAAUAUUUAGGCAUUUUUUGUGUUAUAAAAUUGUGCUGCAGGGAUUUGUGAGGUACUUGUGAAAGAUCACUAGUUAGCUCAAGCAGAAUGAAGUGUGUACAUGUACAUAAAAUGUGAGAGAUCUGAACUCCAUUGUGCAGUGCCUUUUAGAUGUUCCGCUUUCUAUAAAGUCUUCAAAUUUUUGCAUAUAUAUUAUAUAUAUGAUGUAAUGUUAUAGAAAUAUAUGUAUAAUAUACAUAUUUUUUUCCAGGGGUAUCUGAUAGCUCUGUAUUUUGUUAUGGAAGUUGAAAGAAAAAAAGUAUUUUACCUCAGAAAUUAAAGUUAAAUUAAAAAAAUA